AUGCGCGCUGUCCCGCUCUCCUGGCGCAGCGCUGAGGUGGCGGCGGCGCUGCCCGAUCGGGGCUGGGGAGGAGGAGGGGGCGCGGGCGCGGGCGCGAGGGCGGCCGCCAGGAAUCCUUAUGAAGAAAAGUAUAGAUUAAUUCGGAUUGGAAAUCCAGCAUUUUCCACAAGGCUGUUGCCUGUCAGAGGAGCAGUUGAAUGUUUAUUUGAGAUGGGAUUUCAAGAGGGAGAAACUCACCUGGUUUUCCCUAAGGAAGCUUCGAUUGAGCAGCUACGUAAAAUCAGAGACUUAAUUGCUGGAGAGAGGAGUAGCAGACUGAAUGAGUCAAAUCAGAUCCACAAAUCAGGAUCCACUGAAACUGUGGCCGGCACUCAGACAGUUACACGUCAGCCAUCAAGACCUGCUGACUCUGUUCUUGCCCCUGCCCGUCAGCAACCAGAAACAUCACUUGUGCAAUCUCUUGAAAUGGCUGCAAAUAUCUUGAAAACACUUCAAACAAAAUUUGAGCAUCUUGUAUUGAUGUAUGAGAACCCUUCUAUUCAGCAGAAAGCACUAGCUUCAAUUCCCCUCCAGCAAUUGAAAGGGAAGGCUCAGAAAAAGCUAGCACAAGCUACAAGACUGGACAAAGGUGCACAUGUGAAUGAAGAGGACUUCUUGUUGUUGGAGCUCUUGGACUGGUUUAAGAAUGACUUUUUUCGUUGGGUAAAUAAUCUUCCUUGCAGCAGAUGUGGUGGGCAGACAGAGCCUAAAAGUGACUACCUGUUGCCUACGGCUGAUGAUCUAAGGUGGAAUGUCAGUCGAGUGGAAAAUCAUUACUGUAACCAGUGUCAGUUCUGUAAUAGAUUCCCAAGGUAUAAUAACCCUGAAAAACUUCUGGAAACCAGAUGUGGACGCUGUGGCGAAUGGGCGAACUGUUUCACACUGUGUUGCAGAGCUGUAGGGUUUGAAGCUAGAUAUGUCUGGGACUAUACAGAUCAUGUGUGGACUGAAGUAUAUUCUUCAUCUCAGAAAAGAUGGCUUCACUGUGAUCCCUGUGAAAAUGUCUGUGAUAAACCUCUUCUCUAUGAAACUGGGUGGGGAAAGAAGCUUUCCUACAUAAUUGCGUUUUCCAAGGAUGAGGUUGUUGAUGUCACCUGGAGAUACAGCUGUAAGCAUGAAGAAGUACUCUCUAGAAGGACAGCACUCAGUGAAGCUACGCUACGUGAAACAAUUAAUGCGCUAAAUAGAACGAGACAACGAUCUUUGUCAGAAAACAGAAAGAGGGAGCUCUUGGAAAGAACAAUUGUGGAGCUUGUUGAAUUUAUUUCUCCUAAAACACCCAAACCCGGAGAAUAUGGUGGAAGGACAUCAGGUUCAAUGGCUUGGCGAGUAGCCAGAGGUGAAAUUGGUCCAGAGAAAAGAAAAGAAGUAAUUUUUAUUCCCUCUGAAAAAGAGAAGACAUCUAAACUCUUCCACCUCACCUAUAAUAUAGUAGAAGAUAGUUAUGCACGGAUUUCCAAUAAUAAUGAAAAAAUAACUGGCUGGGAAACAGGUGUUUGGAAGGCAGAGUCUAUUUGGAGAAAGGUUGAAACAGAUUGGAAAAUGGUUUAUUUAGCCCGAAAAGAGGGGUCAUCCUCUGCUUCUAUCAGCUGGAAGUUUGAGUGCAAGUCGGUUGGUCUAAAAAUAGAUAACAUUUCAGUUAGGACAAGCAGUCAGACAUUUCAGAGUGGAAGAAUAAAGUGGAGACUUUGCUCUCCAACAGCAGAAAUUACUCUGAUAGGAGAUAAAAAUCUUUGCUCCUAUUCAGAUUUUUCUGGUGCAACGGAAGUUGUGUUGGAAGCAAUUCUAAAUGGAGGUGAUGGUGAAGCUGCAUGGCAACACACACAGCUGUUUAGAGAGAACUUAACAGGAUCUGGAGAAAAUUGCUUGGAGAUAAUUAUAAAACUCAGUGACCUCUGA
Molecule: messenger RNA, 1938 nt
Organism: Charadrius vociferus (killdeer)
Lineage: Eukaryota; Metazoa; Chordata; Aves; Charadriiformes; Charadriidae
Gene: NGLY1
Product: N-glycanase 1
Exons: 12
Coding region: 1-1938 (645 amino acids)
Biological process (GO): protein deglycosylation; protein quality control for misfolded or incompletely synthesized proteins; glycoprotein catabolic process
Cellular component (GO): nucleus; cytosol; cytoplasm
Molecular function (GO): peptide-N4-(N-acetyl-beta-glucosaminyl)asparagine amidase activity
Source: RefSeq, a predicted model, not a curated record